AUGGCAACUCAGCAUGACAUGGAGAUUGAGCAGAUGGAUGUGAAGACAUCGUUUCUUCAUGGGGAUCUAGAUGAGACAAUUUUCAUGGCUCAACCAGAAGGGUUUAUUGAAUAUGGGAAAGAGAACCUAGUAUGUCAACUAAGGAAGUCCCUGUAUGGCCUGAAACAGUCUCCAAGACAGUGGUACAGGAGGUUAGAUUACUUCAUGCUGAAAAUCAAUUUUAGAAGAUGUUUAUAUGACUGUUGUGUGUACUAUCAUGUGUUCCAAGAUGGGAUGAUCAUAUUGCUAUUGCUAUAUGUGGAUGACAUGCUAAUCGCUUGUCAAGACAAGUCUAGAAUUCAAGACUUGAAGAAGAUGUUGAGCAAUGAGUUUGACAUGAAGGAUCUAGGUGCAGCAUAG
Prunus armeniaca (apricot) is the source of this 399-nucleotide messenger RNA. The record is from the annotation of a GenBank genome assembly. NCBI's taxonomy places the organism in Eukaryota, Viridiplantae, Streptophyta, Magnoliopsida, Rosales, Rosaceae.